CGCCCCAUCAUUGGUGUCAGUGGGAGGAAUAGCGCCCCAUCAUUGGUGUCAGUGGGGGGAAUAGCGCCCCAUCAUUGGUAUCAGUGGCAGGAAUUGCGCCCCAUCAUUAGUGUCAGUGGGAGGAAUAGCGCCCCAUCAUUGGUAUCAGUGGCAGGAAUUGCGCCCCAUCAUUGGUGUCAGUGGGAAGAAUCGUGCCCCAUCAUUGGUGUCAGUGGGAGGAAUAGUGUCCCAUCAUUAGUGUCAGUGGGAGGAAUAGUGUCCCAUCAUUGGUGUCAGUGGGAGGAAUAGUGCUCCAUCAUUGGUGUCAGUGGGAGGAAUAGUGGCCCAUCAUUGGUAUCAGUGGGAGGAAUAG
Staurois parvus is the source of this 352-nucleotide messenger RNA. The record is from the annotation of a GenBank genome assembly. Lineage: Eukaryota; Metazoa; Chordata; Amphibia; Anura; Ranidae.